Molecule: messenger RNA, 3504 nt
Organism: Tricharina praecox
Lineage: Eukaryota; Fungi; Ascomycota; Pezizomycetes; Pezizales; Pyronemataceae
Product: P-loop containing nucleoside triphosphate hydrolase protein
Exons: 6
Coding region: 193-3366 (1057 amino acids)
Biological process (GO): double-strand break repair
Molecular function (GO): ATP hydrolysis activity
Source: RefSeq, a predicted model, not a curated record
CUCCAAAUCACCUCACGCGCCUCUCAACGCCACAGGGCCGCCCCUCCCACCGCGAUUCACAUUGAAGCCUAUUCAUAAGCUUGUGUUUGUGUUUCGCUGUCGUACUGCACCACUAUCCUCCCUUCUUCCACGCUUCUUAUGCGGGUACUCGUUUCCGCAUGAGAAAUCACUCUCUGUGCUUCCCCCGGGCGUAUGCCACUACGGGUUUGGCUUUCCUACAUGGCCGGCGGCCGUGCUUUCCAGGCACAAACACCAGACGACCCAGUAUGGUUCCUUCUGGCAGAUGCACAUAUCGGCGUCAAGACGAUGCCGCGUCUCAAUACAUUUUUUAGCAAGCAUUUCUUUCCAGAGUUCGAGGCACAGCGGCCAUCGCAAGUCCUGUUUCUGGGCGAUACGUUCAAUAUCCGUGGAGCUACGGAUCCGGCUCAUCACCGGUUUUUUACUGAUGUGUUGUUCCAGAUCACCACGGCGAAGUGGGCACCGCUGGUUCAUCUUUUGGUCGGGAAUCAUGAUAUGAAAAACCGCUUCAAUCGACAAGACAACUCGGUGUACCCCUUCAGUCUCGCCUCAGGCAAGGUGAACGUGUACUCCGAAACCACAUCAAACACAUUUGAUAAUGUCAAGACGGUGUUCAUACCCUACCACAUCGAUGACAAGACUGUGCGGGAAUACAUUUCCUCUACGUCCUCAUCCGAUACAGUGGCGUUCUACCACGGCCCGGUGAACGGCGCCGUUAUGAACAGUCACAAGCUGUGCGAAGACGCAGAGGUAUCUCCCGGUCACCUGAAGAAGUACAAACAUGUCUUCCUGGGCCAUUUCCACACGCACGGCCCGGUCGGUGGGGAGAAGUCGAGAGUCGUGUACGUGGGCUCUCCGAUCCAGUCGAACAUGGGCGAUGCGGGGGACACAGCCCGUGGAUUCAUCAGCUAUCGUCCACGUGCGAACUCCUGGGUCCUGCAUCGGAACCCGCAUGCCGAGUAUUUCGUAAAGAUACCGUGGAAGGGACUUGCAAAUGUCGAUGAAGGUCAGGUUGCGGGGAAAAAGGUACAGCUAUCAGUUAAGGACGAUAUUCCGGCCAGUGAAAUCGGCAAGGCACGAGAUGCUUUGUACCAACUCGGUGCGGAAAUGGUGGAGGUAUGGUACAAGAAGGCACCAGUACCUAAGGCGGAGUCACAAGAGGUCCUUCCAGACGAUGUUGCCAUCAACCCCGAAGCAGUAGCGCUUACGGAUACUGUUCAUGAUCUGGUCAACUCCUUCAUGGAUGCUCGGGCCGAUGCAGGGGUCGAAGUCGACGAGGUACGAGAGGCCGAGCGGAAGGCCUUCUUCCUCGACUUCAUCAAACCAUAUCAGCAACAUUCAGCCCAUGCACAGGAGGGAGCAAAAGGUGGUGUUUUUCAGGGCGACUUGGAAUCCAUAGAGAUGUACAACUUCCGUGGGCUCAAAAAUACGACCUCAUUCCACCUCGAUAGCAUGCCUCCCUCCGAGGUGUUUUUGGUUUCUGGUGCGAAUGGGUCUGGAAAGUCAACGCUCAUCGACUCCAUAGUGUGGUGUCUAUUCGGCGAAUUCGUGGCCACCCGAAUUCCAGUGGAGGAGAUUUCUUACAACAACGCCUCCGAAUGCUACGUGCGACUACGUUUCCGCAACGGUUACACCUUCGAGCGGUCACGGCGCGGAGGAGGGAAAAUCAAGAAGGUGACAUUCAAGAUCUUUGGGCCGGAUGGAGAGCUACAGGAACAUGGACACGACGCUACAACGAGUACUAAAUACCUGGUUGACAACAUCCUGCAUAUGGAUCUAUCCAUGUUCAAGCAGACUGUAGUGAUCGGUGAUAAUGCGGAGUAUUUCGUGCGUGCAGCGGGAGACAAGGGGAGGACCGAGUGUUUGGAUGCGAUGUUUGGGCUGGAUUUCUUGAGAGAUAUUAGAGAUGAGUUGACGGAGAUGUCGAAGGAAUUGACGCGUGAAGUGGCGGAAGCUAAAGCCACCAGCAGGGAGGUAUCUCUGCAACUCGUUGAAAACCAACGGCAGUGGGACUCCCGGCAGCGCGAGAUGUCUGACGAAGCCACUCGGGCAGAGACCCUAGAACGAGAAAAAACCAUCCUGGCCGUAAAGCUCGAACACCUCCGUCCUCAAAGGCUUCAACUCGACGAGGUCAUUGCCCAGAAGCGAGCAUUGCUUGACGUCGUUGAUAGCGAAAAACACCAUAUACUUGCCAUCAUUGAGGGAUUCUCCAACAGGAAUCGGAAAUAUCGGGCGGCGGCGAAGGAACAUGAACAGGUGCGCAAGAAUCGGGAUGAGUUUCUACGGAAGCAGCAUGCGGAUGAGAGAAAGGCGCAGGAGGCAGCGCGGAAGGCACAGGAGGCGGAGAUGAGAGAUGCGCAGCGGCCAGUGCGGAUCUUACUCUCACUCGUUAAGAGCUUGUGGACGAGCUUAAGGGACAUGCUCGGACUGCCGCCAGCUGUUGUCGAAGAAGAGAAUUUACCAAAGACGCACAACCAGCAACCCUCCCCUCCAUUCUACGACCAACAUCUCCACGAGUACAUCAAUAAAAAGAUAGAAGCCGUCGAUAGUAUCACCUCCACUCACCAGCGCCAUCUCCAGCAGGUCCUAUCCCGCUCAACUACCAUGACCCAAGACCUCAAAGUCCCUCUCUCACGCGCCCAACAACUAGACCAGGAGCUCUCAUCCAUAGAAAGGCGCAUCUCCUCCUCCUCAGGCCAGCUCCGUCUCAUCGCCUCCCAGAAAGUUGGACACCUCCGUAAAAUUGCCGCAUUUUCAGCCCGGGACAUCCAGCUGCAAGAACAGCUGUCCUCAUCCAAUAGAGGGCUAGAAGUGAAAGAGCACCGUCUCGACCUAGCCACAUUCUGGAAGACGCAGCUGGCAGAUACCGAGCGCAGCAAGGGCGGCUUCCUCACGCACUGUCGCAGCGGGUACGUUUCGCACAUCAAUUUAUUGAUCCCAUCGAUUCUCUCGCGGCUAUGCUCGGACAACGAGCAGCUUCUCUCGACCGAACAGCUUCUCUCAUUCGUGCUCACGGCAGAUUUCAAACUCCUACCCUCGUCAGACGCACUCUCACUCGCCCGUCGCAGCCGCGGCCAGCUGACGAGAACGUAUCUUGCACUGUUUCUGGCCAUGUUUGUCACCGCGAGAGCGAGGAUGCCGUUUAGACCGAACUUUAUGUUUAUGGAUGAGAUCAUCGAUGCGCUGGAUGAAGCGGGCAUGGAUGGGCUCCGCGCGUGGCUGGCGGAGUAUCUGAGACAAGAGGGAGGGAGGGCCUUCUUGUUGACACAUAGAGAGGUCCCUGGUGGGAGGAGUAUUGAGGUUGUUAAGGAGGCUGCCGGAGGGACUGUGUAUAAGUUGAAAGAUUAGUGAGAGGCUAUUCUAUCGAAAACACUGUGUUUUACUGUGUGGAUAGGUGAAUGUUUGUCAAGCUAUUUACACUACUGCUCAUUUCCUAGCGUCAUAAAGUCAAACGAACAGUCGGAAAAUAACCUAGAAGACCCCGGC